Molecule: messenger RNA, 1407 nt
Organism: Hyaena hyaena (striped hyena)
Lineage: Eukaryota; Metazoa; Chordata; Mammalia; Carnivora; Hyaenidae
Gene: TIMMDC1
Product: translocase of inner mitochondrial membrane domain containing 1
Exons: 7
Coding region: 235-1080 (281 amino acids)
Cellular component (GO): mitochondrion
Source: RefSeq, a predicted model, not a curated record
AUGGAGGCGGGACUUCCUGUCUCGUGUAUCCAAGGUCCUCCAAAGUGAGGGCUGGCACUGAGGAGGAUGUCCAAGAGUUGUGGUGGCGAGUCUGGCAGCAGAUUAGCUGGGGCCUAGUGGAAGGGUACUCACGUACUUAGUGCUGCAGUUAUCCUUACUGUUCUCCCACGGCGUCUCCCGGAGGCCUUGGAGCCCCGAGAACCUACGCGUGUGUCCGCAGGUUCGGUGAGGGCCAUGGAGGUGCGGCCGCCAGCGCCACAGAGCUACCCCUGCAGGGCGCUGAGUCCUUUCCCUCGGGUCUUUGCCGCGGCAGCUGUGGCUACCGAUUCGGAGAACCAGAAGCUGUCUUCCUACGUCCCAGAGCCUGAUUGCCGGGAAUCCGGAUGGGACCGCCUCCGGGACCUGUUUGUCAAAGAUGAACAGCAGAGAACAUCAAAGGAACUUGAGAAUAUUUAUAAGGCAGCUAUUUCAGCAGGCAUCAUUGGCUGGGCGUAUGGGGGAAUACCAGCUUUUAUUCAUGCUAAACAGCACUAUGUUGAGCAGAGCCAAGCAGAAAUUUAUCAUAACCGAUUUGAUGCUGUGCAAUCUGCACAUCGUGCUGCCACACGAGGCUUUAUCCGGUAUGGUUGGCGCUGGAGUUGGAGAACUACAGUGUUUGUGACUAUAUUCAACACAGUGAACACUGGUCUAAACGUAUACCGAAAUAAAAAUGCCCUAAGCCAUUUUGUCAUUGCGGGAGCUGUCACAGGAGGUCUUUUUAGAAUUAACCUAGGCCUGCGUGGUCUGGUGGCUGGUGGCAUAAUUGGAGCGUUGCUAGGCACUCCUGUAGGAAGUCUGUUGAUGGCAUUUCAGAAGUUCUAUGGUGAGACGGUCCAAGAGAGAACACAGAAGGAUCGCAAAGCACUCCGUGAACUGAAACUGGAAGAGAGUAAAGCCAGACUGCAAUUUACUGAACUCCUCCCUGAAGAAAUUGAAAGUAGCUUACAGAAAAAUCGAUCCAAAGAUGAUGUUAAGAAAAUCGAAGCACUACUAAAUCUUCCUAGAAACCCUUCAUCAACAACUAAACAAGACAAAGACUGAAAAUGUUCUGGACUUAAAAUUCAUUGGCAAAUUGAAGGGAUCUAUGUUACCCUGUCCAUUGAAUGCCAAAGGCUAGGCUUCUCCUUGGUCAGCCUGCUGACAGAUACAAGUGCUGGCACCUCUAGUGGCAGUGACUUGCUCUCUUUGUUUUAACCAAGAAUUGGGUAAUUGUAUGCUCACUUUACUUAUCCUUAAAUUUAAAUGCAUAGUCUUUCUGAUUGGUCUGUAUGUUUGACAUUAUAUCUGUAUUGAUCAAUCAAUACAUAUUUCUUUUCCCUGAAUUUUACAAUAGUAAAUUAAAAAUCCCAAGAUUGGAGUUGAAAUCUG